AGUUGGUUCAUUUCUCUAGGGUUUAAACCUCCGACAUGAAAACACGGCGGAAGAGAAACGUCUCCGGCGAUCCUGUUACAACAACUACGCGACGCAACACGCGAUCAAGGAAAUCAGAGGAGGAUGGAAGAGAAAGCUCCUCAUCAUUGCCGAUCCCAAUCGAGCUCUUUGUCGAUAUAUUCUCGAGGUUGCCGUUGAAGUCUAUAGCGACAUGUCGUUGCGUGUCGAAGCUCUGGUCCUCCAUAUUCCGCCGUCCAGAUUUCACAGAAUUGUUCCUGACCAAAUCUUCUGCUCGGCCGCAAAUCUUGUUCGCCGGGACUAGCGACGGUGAGCUCUUCUUUUCCUCGUCAUCGCCGCCUAAAGUUCCGGUAUCGAACUCGUCUCCUUUAGUUCCCAAUCAUCUUGCGCGUUUCAACUUUGAUAGUUUCUGUGCAAUUAGAGGUAUUGUGCGUAGUUUAGUCUGUGUUCAACAUCUUCGGAUCUUAGAUGGGCAAAAGGAAGUGGUAGUGGUGAUAUGUAACCCUAGCACGGGACAGUCUUUGACUUCACCUAAAUUGAAGACAAGUAGAAUUGGGGUGAGAAGCUAUUUUGGGUAUGAUCCGAUUGGUAAACAAUACAAGGUAUUGUCAAUGACACAGCCAAGUGUUAACGGCUUUGCUAUGGAAGGCGAGGAGCAUCAGGUUUUGACAUUAGGAGGAGCUGGAAACCUUUCAUGGAGAAUGAUUGAGUGUUGCAUACCCACUUGUUAUCAAAAGAGGAACCGGAAACAUUUCAUGGAGUAUGAUAAUGCUGGGAUAUGCAUCAAUGGACUGUUAUAUUAUCCAUCUAUUUAGAGAUCUACUAUAGUUUGCUUUGACAUUAGGUCUGAGAAGUUCAGCUUUAUUAAGGAAACUGUGGAAAACGCAGUUGACGGAACCAUGAUAAACUGCAACGGUAAACUAGGUUUGAUUAUGUCUAAAGAUAAGAAAGGAUGGUUCUCCUCGGGUGCUGAGAGAAGAAGUAAACGUUUUGUGUUGUGGGUUCUAGAAAAUCUUGAAGAACAGGAAUGGUCUGAGCAUAUCUACGUGUUGCCGGCUGUGUGGGAGAGGAUAGUUAGAGAUGAAGAAGAAUUGCUAUGUUUUGCUGGAGUGAGUCAGGCUAAUGAGAUUGUGCUGUUGUCGACUGAAGGAUUCUACGAUCAUCGACCCUACCUUCUCUACUUCAGUCUCGAGAGGAACACUUUGGUAAGAGUUGAUAUUCAAGAAACAGGUGUUCUUCACUAUGAGAGGCAUCGCCCUUAUAUAGACCAUGUAGAGGAUGUGAAGCUCUAUGCAGGUGUUUAGACACUUAGGUUGUCAUCUAUUCUAUCAUCACACAGAUCUUAUUUGGAUGAUUAUUUUCUUGUUUUCUUUGUGGAUAUUCUGAUCCAUUCCCUUGUUUACUCUUUACAGUGAGCAGUGGUUGUUCUUAGUUAUGUUUAAUUUGCUUUGUACUCUCUUCUCUUUAGAAGCAAAGCAACUUUAUGGAAUCGUAUCUCCAUGAGUUUCAUGUUAUUCUCGUAUAUCCAUAGG
Eutrema salsugineum is the source of this 1550-nucleotide messenger RNA. RefSeq names its product putative F-box protein At2g19630. The record is from RefSeq and is a predicted model, not a curated record. NCBI's taxonomy places the organism in Eukaryota, Viridiplantae, Streptophyta, Magnoliopsida, Brassicales, Brassicaceae. The transcript has a single exon. Gene Ontology annotation, molecular function: protein binding.